This is a messenger RNA of Plasmodium cynomolgi strain B, 558 nucleotides long. Its product is annotated as leucine-rich repeat protein. Bases 1 to 558 code for a protein of 185 amino acids. The record is from RefSeq and is a predicted model, not a curated record. NCBI's taxonomy places the organism in Eukaryota, Apicomplexa, Aconoidasida, Haemosporida, Plasmodiidae. The transcript is spliced from 2 exons. Gene Ontology annotation, molecular function: protein binding.
AUGGAAAAGCAGCAAUGCGAUGAGAAGAGAGAAAACGACGAAGAAAUCAUAGCCAAAUUGACGAUACUAAAGAUAUCCUCUGUAAUCAAAAAUGGAGAUAUAUCAAAUUGCAGAGAACUAAUUUUAAAAAACAGAAAUAUAGAAGAAUGUGAAGAAUUAUAUCAAAUGAAAAAUUUGCAAAAAAUUGACUUGAGUGAAAACAAAAUAAAAGAUCUGUCGAUGCUAGAAAUGAACUUAAAUUUACAGCAAAUCGUUUUACAAUACAAUUUAAUAGAUAACAUAAAUUACCUAAGCAACAUAAACAACUUAGUGUACCUAAAUUUGUCCAACAAUAAAAUCAAAAUAAUGGAUGGGGUAUGCGAAUUGGGAAAUUUGAAAACGUUAAUAUUAGCAUAUAACGAGAUUGAGAAAGUUCCCAAUUUAGCAAAUCUCCAAAAUUUGGAGACACUCAUUUUAAAGAACAAUAAAAUUGAAACGUUUGCAAAACCGACCAAAAAUGAGAGAAUUUUGUUUUGGUUCCCAUUUUUCAAAUGUACAAGAGUUACGAUUAAACAGUAA